Messenger RNA from Laccaria bicolor S238N-H82, 666 nucleotides. RefSeq lists its product as uncharacterized. Bases 28 to 666 code for a protein of 212 amino acids. NCBI's taxonomy places the organism in Eukaryota, Fungi, Basidiomycota, Agaricomycetes, Agaricales, Hydnangiaceae. The record is from RefSeq and is a predicted model, not a curated record. The transcript has 2 exons.
CCCCAGCUACGGUGCAACGAUCCCAAAAUGGCGCCGCGAACGACUCCAGCAGACGCCAUCCUGCCAAUGACGAAUGAUUGCAUGCAACAAAUCGUGCGAGGAGAAAAGACCUACGAAUUUCGACGCUACCUCAUCUCACCGUCCAUCAAACGCAUCUGGUUCUACCUCAACGCGCCCCUCUCACACGUUGGCUACAUCUGCGAGAUCGAGAGUGCGCGUACACGGAACCCCGGGGACGAACCACUCCCCGAAGACGGGCUUGGGAACAAGGAGUACAACUCGCACCAUAAGGACCGCGAUAGGUACGAUUUUGCAUACCGGGUGAAGGGCGUUUGGAGGAUUCGGGAGCCUAUCACUCUGGCUGUGAUGAAGGAGAAGUUUGGGAUCAAGAUAGCACCUAGAGGGUUGAUCUACGUUCCUCCGAAGAUGGCGCUUGAGGUACCUUGGGAAGACCAAGAACGCGUCAUGUUGCCUUCAAGUGUCUCCGAUGAACUUGAUGAACAAGCAGAGGGAAAUCCCAAAUAUGCGACGCGACUCUUGAAGUCAAAGCGCAAGCGAAGCCCGAUGCACUCAGAAGAGCAGCCUAAGCGAAAGUUUCGAGCCAACCACUGGAAGCGUCGGAUAUACCUUAGCUAUACUCCAGGCAACUCAGUCAAUUAUUGGUGA